Molecule: messenger RNA, 1865 nt
Organism: Drosophila innubila
Lineage: Eukaryota; Metazoa; Arthropoda; Insecta; Diptera; Drosophilidae
Exons: 8
Coding region: 37-1773 (578 amino acids)
Molecular function (GO): protein binding
Source: RefSeq, a predicted model, not a curated record
ACAUUUUUUAAUCGUUUUUAUCGCGUUUUUAUCACAAUGUCUUUAAGCACAGACACGAUGAAACCUUUGGCUGGAUUAAGGCCUAAAUUGGAGCCGUGGGAAGUAAUCAAGUGGACAGACAGUCAGUUGAGCAGCAUGUACAAAGAUUGGGGAAUCUAUUUCGAUCGAACGCAGAAUCUAGCGGCUAGCAUGCAAUAUUUUACUAAAUCUCUGGAUAUUUACCAGUAUGAUACUGAAACAUUAAGAAGGCGUGGUUGCAUUAAACGGAAGGAGGCUCGAGCACCUGACGCUCUUCUUGACAGCAAGAAAGCCAAAGAAAUCUUAAGGCAAUACAAUCCGAAAUUAUUUGAUCCGAACGUUAACUUGGAGGUUUGUGAUUCCCUUUACGAAUCAAAUAGGCUGGAGGAUUCCAUGAGAAGUCUUCAUCAAAAUCUAAAAGUCUUUAGUCAUUCACAAGCACAGAAAGUGUUGGAUCGUCUGAAUGUGAUCACUGAAAACUUUCAUGAUUCUCUCUCAGACGCAACAGCACCAGCUGUGCAUCGUCUAAUUGACAAAAUGACUUUAGAUAAAGCCAACCAGCCAAAGUACGAGAAGCCCGAGUGUGAUGUGCUCAGCAUUUUGGAAAACGAGCCAGAGUUGCUUUCGCCUCUUGAGAAGAGGAGACGCAAACGUGAGUUUAAAAUCUACAAUCAAAACUAUUUGCAUAAAUGCUGGACGGACGCUUCGUUCCUUAAGAGUAUACGCGAAAAUCCGAAUCUCUUGAUUGAUCAGUUUACCGAAUCAUCAACACACUUAAAAUCACUGACUGAAGAACGAUACAAAGUAGUGCGUACUUUUACGAAAAUGCUACAUACGCGCUGUCCAAAAUACUGUCGUCAGAUCCAUAAGUAUCCGAACGAGGAACUGCAUCAAAAGUAUCAGCAAGAGAAUCUCUUUCGCAUACAGUAUCAAACGAGGCGAAAUAUGUUUAAGAUACUGCGCAAUAUACGAAGUCUAAUUCGUGCUGGAAAGUUGCACAAAUUAACAACGUUUGUGGAAGAAGUCAUGGGCGAUUAUGUAACAAUCAAAACGAAUCGAAUAAUGCCUUGGAAAUUUGAAUUCAUCAAUGAGGUCUACAACUACUUGGGUUUAGCUCGCAUUAAUGAAUACAAGAUUCCAAGUGACAUGAAAGUAUUGACAGGAAGACAACGCCUACUGACUCUUUUCAGGUUACCAACCGAUCUUGGGAUUAGCCAAACCAAAGCUAGGGAUAGCAUUCUACGUGAGCUCGUAAGGCGGACUAAUGAGACCGAUUUAAAGGCUGAAAGGUUCAAAUUUCUUACAACACGCUAUGAAUAUCGCAUGCGAUUCGCCAAAUAUCCCAUAGAACGCAGCUAUCUUUUACAUGAACUAGCCCAGGCGCAUUUAGAUAAUAACUCCUUUGACACCUGCUGCUUACUAGCCCGUCAAUCCAUAGAUGAGGCUCUAAAGGGCAGACACUACAUUUGGGCCGUCCUGAGUGCACUUGUGGCUUGCAAGGCCCAUGCCAUACUUGGCAAAGUUGAGAAGCAAAAGGAAAUGUUAACUGAAGCAUUCAAAAUGGCCAAAAAGCUAAAGAACAUUGAUCUGUGUCUGUUCAUCGACAUAUGUCUGAAAGUAAAUACUGAGGAAAUUGAGCUCAAGAGGCAACUGAUUACACCCGAGGGCAGUUUAAGGAGAAGACAACGUCGAUCAGGAAGCAGUUUCGAGAAUUCGCCUUCAGAAACAUCAGUUCAUGCAAGUAAUUCGCCUUAAUUGUAUUUUAUUUGUGUCGCAAUGCAGAUUCAUCUUUAAUGUGUCCAAAUUAAAAAGCGCUCCUUGUGCUUCAACUUAUUUGGUAAACCUAA